AGAACAGUCAUCACAGAAGUCUAAAGAGAUGCGGCUGACUGACAUGAAAUCUGAACCUGUAAAAGAAUCAUCUGCACAAUGUUCAGACAAUUCCAAAUCUUCAGGUGUUCAUGGAAGCGACAGUGACAAUGCUGACAAUGUCGAGGACAGUCCUUGGCACGAGUUGUGCGGAAGGAGCACUAAGCCAAAGGUUUCCCUAGCAGAGAGGACAGCGAGAGAUUGGGGCCCCAGACAAAGCCCUGUCCUCACAAGUUCCCCUGAUGGAGCGGACUGCUGCGAGCCUCAGCACUCAGAGACACAGCCACUGGGCAGGCUGUGCAGAGGAUCAGUCUAUCCACCGGACUGUAACCCAAAUCUGUGGGAUCCCAGUAUCCCCAGCAGUCUUCUCCACUCGGCUCAGGUUAACACCUGGACCAGUGGGGCCACCGCGGGAACAGGAAGUGGACAGAGCCUGGCAGCAGCGGGCAGGACUUCAGGACCUCCAGGGAUCCCGGUGCAGGAGCUGGUGAGACUCUCACACUUUGGAGGCUUCCUGUUUUAUCCCUACACCAGCUUCUCUGCAGCACCAGUCCACUACCUCCUCCCACCUGUGCGGUCCCGAGUGGAUUUACGAGCCCAUCCGAGCGUCCUCAGCCAGGACUACGUCCCCCCUCCCAUCAUGGCUUCAUCUGCUCCUGCUUCGGGGGGUGCUGGACUGAGAUAUCAUGCACUUGAUUGGCUAAUGCUACCCAAAACAGAGCAGAAGGAUUCCGUGGGCAAAGAAGUUGAGUUAAAAAACUGAAAUUGAAAAUGAAAUCGAUGUCAGUCAAGACGAGUCACAGACAGGGUGAAAAUAUGAACCAUGUCUGAACCCUAAGUAAAUCAGACAAAUAACUUUGUACACACACACACACACACACACACACACACUCUUUGCAUUGGAAGAAUUGAUCGAUUUGUCUCUGAGAGUGUGUUUUUUUCAGUUAUGUAUUAUGGCAUCAGUAUACUACCUUUAUUUUAAAAGGGGAGGUGAUGUGAUGUAUUGAACAUUUGAGUUUUAUAUUUUGGCAACUUAGUUGUGCCAUAAUACCUGAGUGCAAGGAAUGCUGGGAUAUGUGUUUUUAUGUUGAGCACGUUGUUAAAAAGUUCUGCUAUAUGCUAAGCUGUCUGUCACAGGCAGUGUUUAUAAUACAUCACAAUUACUCCGUCCAUUUAUAGAUUAAUAGUAACCAUUAGACAUGUUCAUGCAGGGAUGAACUGGUAUAGACAACUGUGUUUGUGUGUUUAGGUUGUUACAUUGUUUUAUAGAUUUGAAAAGGUCAAUCAUCUAAAGUUGAUUUCAUGGAACUCGCAGAUGUCCCAUAGUU
Perca fluviatilis (European perch) is the source of this 1346-nucleotide messenger RNA. RefSeq lists its product as uncharacterized. The coding region runs from base 29 to 781 and encodes 250 amino acids. Lineage: Eukaryota; Metazoa; Chordata; Actinopteri; Perciformes; Percidae. The transcript has 3 exons. The record is from RefSeq and is a predicted model, not a curated record.